Suncus etruscus (white-toothed pygmy shrew) is the source of this 1795-nucleotide messenger RNA. RefSeq names its product Fas activated serine/threonine kinase (gene FASTK). Gene Ontology annotation, cellular component: ribonucleoprotein granule; mitochondrial matrix. The record is from RefSeq and is a predicted model, not a curated record. Gene Ontology annotation, biological process: regulation of mitochondrial mRNA stability; mitochondrial RNA processing. Gene Ontology annotation, molecular function: RNA binding. The transcript is spliced from 10 exons. NCBI's taxonomy places the organism in Eukaryota, Metazoa, Chordata, Mammalia, Eulipotyphla, Soricidae. Bases 29 to 1696 code for a protein of 555 amino acids.
GGAAGAUGGCGUACUCGGUGGCCCGCCGAUGAGGGGGCCACGGCGGGCGCCCGGCUCCCGGGCCCCGAGACCGACCGAGGGAGCGACGCGCGCGGGGCCGGGGGAGUCAUGGUCUCCAUCACCCAGCUCCAUGCUCCGAGUCCUGCUCUCUGCCCAGACCUCCACCACCACCACUCGUCUGUCGGGCCUGCUGUUCCUCCCGCCUGCACAGCCUUGCUGCUUGGGGCCUGGCAAGUGGGGCGAGAGGCCUCCUGGAACCGGCCCUGCCCGGGGACCCCAUCCCAGCCCCACACAAGGACUGCAGCGGCUCUUGGAGCAGGCCAAGAGUCCCGGCGAGCUGCUGCGUUGGCUGGGCCAGAACCCCACCAAGGUGCAUGCCUACCACUACCCAGUGGCCCUCUUUCGCCUGGGCCAACUCCUGAGGGCUCAGCCUCGGCCCCCUCCUGUGGAUCCAGCCACCCUGCAGGACUUGAGUCAGCUCAUCAUCUGCAAUUGCCCUUCUUUCGACAUUCAUACCAUCCACGUGUGUCUGCGCCUCGCUGUGUUACUGGGCUUGCCCUCGGAUGGUCCCUUGGUGUGUGCCCUAGAGCGGGAGAGAAGGUUCCGUCUGCCCCCAAAGCUGCAACCUGCCUUGCCACCUGUCCUUCGAGGUGGGCAGAGGUUGGAAGCUGCUCUGAGCUGCCCCCGGUUCCUGCGACACCCACGGCAGCAUCUCAUCCGCAGCCUGGCAGAGACCAGACCCGAGGAACUGACACCUCAUGUGAUGGUGCUCCUGGCUCAGCACCUGGCCCGCCACCGCCUGCGGGAGCCCCAGCUUCUAGAAACCAUUGCCCAUUUCCUGGUGGUCCAGGAAGCCCAGCUCAGCAGCAAGGUGGUCCAGAAACUGGUUUUGCCCUUUGGGCGGCUCAACUACCUGCCCACAGAGCAGCAGUUCAUGCCCUGCCUUGAGCGGAUCCUUGCCCGGGAUGCAGGGCUGGCCCCCCUGGCCACUGUCAACAUCCUGAUGUCGCUGUGCCAGUUGCGGUGCCUGCCUUUCCACGCUCUGCACUUUGUGUUCUCACCCGGUUUUAUUAGCCACAUCAGUGGCACCCCUCACGCACUGAUCGUGAGGCGCUACCUCUCCCUGCUCGACACAGCCGUGGAGCUGGAGCUCCCAGGGUACCGGGGUCCCCGUCUUCCCCGGAGGCAGCAAGUGCCCAUCUUCCCCCAGCCGCUCACCACCGACCGUGCCCGCUGCAAGUACAGUCACAAGGACAUCGUGGCCGAAGGGCUCCGCCAACUGCUGGGGGAGGAGAAAUAUCGCCGGGACUUGACCGUGCCUCCAGGCUACUGCACAGACUUCCUGCUGUGUGUCAGCAGCUCUGGGACUGUGCUGCCUGUGAGGACCCAGGACCCCUUCCUCCCGUACCCUCCCAGGUCCAGUGCCCAGCACCCAGCUGCUGCUCAGCCCAGGACCCGAGACCCUGUCCAGAGGGUGGUGCUGAUGCUACGGGAACGCUGGCACUUUUGUCGCGAUGGCCGGGUGCUGCUGGGCUCCCGGGCCCUGCGGGAGCGGCACCUGGGCCUUUUGGGUUACCAGCUGCUGCCGCUGCCCUUCGAGGAACUGGAGUCCCAGAGAGGCCUGCCCCAGCUCAAGAGCUAUCUGAGGCAGAAACUGCAGGCCUUGGGCCUCCGCUGGGGGCCGGAAGGGGGGUGAGGGAUACAUAUGAGGCUCAGGACAAGACCCCCUGUGGGGGCGGACAGUUUGCACUUUGGAUCCCUGUAUUUUGGUCUCAUUAAAGCCCUCUCUUCCCUC